This is a messenger RNA of Aspergillus mulundensis, 504 nucleotides long. RefSeq lists its product as uncharacterized. The record is from RefSeq and is a predicted model, not a curated record. The coding region runs from base 1 to 504 and encodes 167 amino acids. The transcript is spliced from 2 exons. NCBI's taxonomy places the organism in Eukaryota, Fungi, Ascomycota, Eurotiomycetes, Eurotiales, Aspergillaceae.
AUGCCUCCAGCAACCGCCAGAGCGAAGAAAUCGCCCAGACCGGCAACGGACUAUGAGCGCUGGCUUGGAGACGACGAUCAGACACUCGACUCGGUCCGUCGAUAUGACACGAAUCAAUCAGCGGACGAUCGCCAUGACACCGACAUUACGGUUACCGGCGAGUCGGACUCCCCCGCUCUUGUGCGCAGUAAUCACGAUCAACCCCGGCCGAACACUGAGCCCGGGCCUUUACCAAUACUACCCGACGAUUCCCCUCAAUCAGGCCGCCACUACCCUCGUCCGACGGUCCCCGAUUUCGUCGCGCUCUAUGCAGCGCUCAUAAUAGCCAUUCUCCUCGUCCGGCGGCUUCAUAUAUUCCUCAGGCGAUCGCUAUGGGAGAGGCGAUUGAUAUGUGAGAAAGAGGGGGGAAUAGAAUACACAGACGGGGAGACGAUUGAAGGGAAUUAUAAAGGGCAGCCUGCGACCAACCAAAGUUCUGGGCUCGAUGUACUUAAUUAUUGCUAA